Molecule: messenger RNA, 1365 nt
Organism: Penicillium expansum
Lineage: Eukaryota; Fungi; Ascomycota; Eurotiomycetes; Eurotiales; Aspergillaceae
Product: FAD-binding oxidoreductase
Exons: 3
Coding region: 1-1365 (454 amino acids)
Molecular function (GO): FAD binding; oxidoreductase activity
Source: RefSeq, a predicted model, not a curated record
AUGCAAAUUAUUUGGCGUGAAUCAUCUGACGACGCAACAUAUGAAGAGGCACGCGUCGGGCGCGUCUUCAAUCAUCGUCGUCCUGAACGAUUCCCACUCGCAGUUGUAAAGGCUACCUGCGAGGAUGAUAUUGUGGCUGCAGUCAAACUGGCUGCGGAGCGCAACUGUCGUGUCGCCGUUCGCUCUGGUGGACAUUCCUGGGCUGCUUGGAGUGUUCGUGACAAUUCGAUUUUAAUCGACCUUGGGAACUACAAAUUCUUGGACGUAGACCCAGCAAGAAAGAUGGCCAUAGCAUCGCCUAGUAUGACUGGGAGAGAAAUCAACUCGGUCUUGGUCGAUCAACAUGAGCUGAUGUUUCCUGGAGGUCACUGUCCGGAUGUUGGCAUUGGCGGGUUCCUCCUUCAGGGUGGAAUGGGUUGGAACUGUCGCAACUGGGGUUGGGCACCAGGACCUAUAUUGGGCAGCUCGUGGCGCUGGACCAGGCAUGCUCAGCUUGGAUUCCUGUCCAUGAUUUUCGCUAACUCGACCUUGUCUCCAACAGGGUUUCCGGGCAUAGUGACAAAGUUUCACCUCGAUGUGAUCCCGUACCCGAAGCGAGGAUUCCGAUCAUCGGGUUACAUCUAUCCCAUUUCCAUGUACCGCGAAGCAUUUCAAUGGGUUCUGGACAUAUCUCCUGGCUUCGACCAGGACACUGAAAUUGCGGCCAUCGCCCAUCAUCCGGAUAGUGACUCCGCGAUGGUCUUUUUCGUCCUUUUUGUUACGAUGAAGAAUGAACCGGACGAAGCAGAAGCAGCCCUCCGUUCCGCCCAAGAGACAAGACCAGUCGGCACUAUUGAAGAAUGGUUUUGUCAAGAGGACAGUCUUGAGAAGCAAUAUAUCAACCAAGGAGAGAAGAACCCGGAAAAGCACCGCUACUGUGCAGAUAAUGCGUAUAUCCAAAACGAUGCCGAUGUGCCUAGUGUACUUGAGGAGGCAUUUACUACUCUCCCCCACAAGAAAGCGUUUUCGCUAUGGUAUGCGAUGAACCCGUGUAGUCGGCGGAAGCUCCCAAAUAUGGCCCUCAGCAUGCAAUCCGACCAUUAUUUUGCUCUCUAUACUAUAUGGGAGGAAGAAAAAGAUGACACUCGCUGCCUGGAAUGGGUCCGCAAUGUGAUGAAGAAGGUAGAGAGACACUCGGUCGGAGCAUACCUAGGAGAUUCCGACUUCCAAGUCCGCAAGAGCAAAUACUGGUCUGAUGAAAAUGCUACGCGACUGAUGGAGAUUCGACGCAGUUUCGAUCCCCAGGGUAGAAUUUGUGGCUAUUUGGACCAAGGGGAUCUUUCCGGCACGAAUGGGCUGGACAAUGCUCACCAAUGGAAAAUGUGA